AUGCCCUCGGCCAUGACCGUGUACGCGCUGGUGGUGGUGUCCUACUUCCUGAUCACCGGAGGAAUUAUCUAUGACGUGAUCGUGGAGCCUCCGAGCGUGGGGUCGAUGACAGAUGAACACGGACAUCAGAGGCCGGUGGCUUUCUUGGCAUACAGAGUAAAUGGACAGUAUAUUAUGGAAGGCCUUGCAUCCAGCUUCCUCUUCACAAUGGGUGGCCUAGGAUUUAUAAUUCUGGAUCGAUCCAAUGCACCAAAUAUCCCCAAGUUGAAUAGGUUUCUUUUGCUCUUUAUUGGAUUUGUCAGUGUACUUUUGAGCUUCUUCAUGGCCAGAGUUUUCAUGAGGAUGAAAUUACCGGGCUACUUGAUGGGUUAG
This is a messenger RNA of Acanthisitta chloris (rifleman), 372 nucleotides long. It is a transcript of the gene OSTC, whose product is annotated as oligosaccharyltransferase complex subunit (non-catalytic). The transcript is spliced from 4 exons. The coding region runs from base 1 to 372 and encodes 123 amino acids. The record is from RefSeq and is a predicted model, not a curated record. NCBI's taxonomy places the organism in Eukaryota, Metazoa, Chordata, Aves, Passeriformes, Acanthisittidae. Gene Ontology annotation, cellular component: oligosaccharyltransferase complex.